Messenger RNA from Ceraceosorus guamensis, 1233 nucleotides. RefSeq names its product DUF1769-domain-containing protein. The transcript has 8 exons. Lineage: Eukaryota; Fungi; Basidiomycota; Exobasidiomycetes; Ceraceosorales; Ceraceosoraceae. The coding region runs from base 124 to 1068 and encodes 314 amino acids. The record is from RefSeq and is a predicted model, not a curated record.
CUUUGUGGCAGCGACCUUGCAAGCAGACGCUACUUUCAGCACCACAUAGACGCGACGUCGGACAUCUAUCCCACCCAGUCUGUACGAUCGCAGAUCUAGAGUCGACACCAACGAGAAGCAGACAUGGCCCCCCCUUCGCUGCGCAUCUCGAUCGGGUGCAGCGUGGACGAUUUGAAAGUGUACAAUGUAAACAGCGAAGAAGCAGCGCUCAUCUCGACGGACAAGUUUCAAGGUCGAGUCGUCGUCAGGAUCAAGGAAUUUACGGGAGAGGUGCCGCCGGGAAAAGAGAGGAUCGCUCAUACGGAGUAUUUUGACGAGGGGGUGGGCAAGGGAAAUACGUGGAGCAUUCAAUUGCAAGGGCGCUUUUUGAAGGACGUGAAUGCAAACGACUUGGUGUGGGGCAAUCAAUUCGAGAAGCCCAUCCGGGACAUUCUGCCAUGGGGCACGUCGGUCGCUCUGAAUGCGCUUGGGUACAUUGAUCCGAACCUGAAGCACGACAUCUAUGCUGACAGACCGUGGGCUUUCAGCCCUCUCAUCGCGACCAUGACGCGCGUCAACGUAGCUCGCGUUCCAGCAGCAGCGGAAGCCAAGACGGCCGAAGAUGCCUUCAAGUCAGAAGAUUGGCCCCCCUUUCCUCAAGGAGCAGUCAAGGGGGGUGAUGGAAGCUACGUGCACGACGAUACUUCGGCCCUCUUACUCAAAGAAGGCUCUGAAGAGAUUGAUCCCCAACUGGAAGAAGACGGCGUGGCCGAUUUAUCCACCGUCAGAUCACUCAAGGGAGGCAGAGGUGGAAAUGAGCAUGCUCAUCAGAGGAGAGCUCAAUUUUGGAAAGAGCACGUUAGGGAGAGAGUCUUGAUUGGUCGCAAAGAUCUCGUCACAACCACCACGUUCGACAAUGGCUUCAUCGAUUUCAACACCUUGCGUUUGGAAUUGCCCUACACGAACGGUAUGGGCUUCGAUCUGAAAAAGUAUUGGGAUGGACAGCCGGUGCGCUUCUACUGCAAAGAUAAAUCCGACGACACCGUCUUCUUUGUGGUCGAGUUUACAAUCAAUGAGCUCAAGACGUAGAAUCCCGCACCAUUCCCACACUUCGCGACCUACUUGCACAAGGUUGCCCGCGCAUGUAGAUGGCAGUAGAACGUCUGUCCUCGAGGGCCUGCUCUUCAGCUUGCACACAAUCGUGUCUUGACCGCGGAUCUGAAUGCGGUAUGCUAUUGAUGAAGGGACUUAAAG